GCCUCACAGUGAAUUUCAGUGCAAAAAUGACGCCUUUCUGAGUGAACCCUCUGUAUAUAACCAAAAAAGUCACGUAUAUUGCAGUCCGAUCAAUUAACAAAUCAAAUUAAGUGAAUUACAAGCAGUCCAUCAAUGUUUCCAGUGCAUUGUACUUAAAAAACUAAUUUUCCUAAAUUAUCGAGGUGGAUCACGUUUAUCGUGUCAAGUAAUUUUUAAUUUAAAACUUUGGCCAGUGACGCAAGGACCCCGAAAGUGCUAACAUGUCCACUUUAACCGUUGUUAUAUUAUUCGUUUUCUUGGCCUUCUUGGCAGUCCAAGGGGUCUGUCUGCUAUGGAGGUACCGAAAGUGGUACUUUGCCGCCCAAAAAUUCCAUGGGCCCCUGGCGGUACCUCUGAUAGGAAACGCUUAUGCCCUCUUAAUAAGUAACGACAAAAUCUUGACGAGAGUUCACGAGAUUUGCCUGAAAUACAUCAACGAGCCCCUGAGGUUCUGGAUGGGGCCGGUACUAUUGAUCGGUCUACCCAAUCCGGAGCACGCAGAAAAAAUUUUGUCAUCCUCCAAGUUUGUAUUAAAGUACGAGCCUGUCUACAGGUUCCCCAAAGUGUUUUUGGGUGAAGGGUUGAUUACCGGAUCAGGUCCCGAUAAUAAGAAGCACAGAAGAAUCAUCCAGCCAAUGGUAGACCUCGGAUUUGCCAAAGAGUGCACCAACGUAAUGCAAAAACACAUCGCCACCUGCAUGCAGAAACUCCUGGCCCACGUGGAUCAAGGGAAAUUCGAUAUUUUUCACGUGAUCCAUCCCUGUAUGGCGGAUGUUAUCAAAGAGACAAUCUUGGGCACGAAAGAGAACACUCAGGAAACUGGUUCGACCGAGUUCGAUAGGGCCAUGUUAGACGGAUAUGAUUUCGCUUUUACCAGAAUGGUGAAAGUCAUUUAUUACUCAGACUUUAUAUUUAACUUAACCCCUUUGAAAAAGAGACAAGACUAUCUUAGAAAUGUUAUCAGGACAAGGGGAGAAGAGUUCGUAGAAAAUGCCAUAAAGAGACAGAAAGAGAAGCUGCCCUCGACAGACUUUCCUUCAAUAAGCGACAAACUAGCAGAGUACCUGGAUGAUCACCCUGGGGUGUUUUCCAAAGAAAGAUUCACUGAUCACCUACUUACUUUAUACACAGCAUCAGAAGACACCCUAGCAGUCAUAUGCAGCUUUGUCGCAUUGGUGCUGGGCAUGUACCCAGAAUGUCAGCAAAAGGCUGCCAAUGAAGUCAGAGAGAUAUUCGGAGAUACACCCAGACCGGUGACAACUGACGACAUCCCCAAGUUGAAAUAUAUCACCAUGUGCAUCAAGGAGGUGCUAAGAUUAUUCCCGAUAGCUCCUCUAAUAGUUCGAAAGUGCAGCGGGGAUUUUCAGCUAGAUCAAAAAUGGUUGAUUCCCAAAGGGUGCGGCAUAGUAAUACCAAUUUUCACCCUGCAACGCGACCCCCGGGUCUGGGAGAAACCGAACGACUUCUAUCCGGAGCAUUUUUUGCCUGAGGCGGAGGAAAAACGACACGUCUACAGUUACAUACCCUUCAGUGCCGGCCCUAGGGGUUGCAUAGGGAAAAUAUUGGCCCAUACGGGCAUCAAAGUGUUUACGUGCAACCUGCUGCAGAGGUUCCACGUAGAAGCGGAGGGGGACGUCCCGACUUUGAAAAUCAGGAUGGAUAUUUCCACACGUCCGAUCCAUGGACACGUUUUGAGGUUGAAGAAACGCGUUUGGACGUAAAUUGUUUUUAAAUUAUAUUUUAUUUAUAUAAAGGAGCAUGGAGAUGAA
Molecule: messenger RNA, 1808 nt
Organism: Anthonomus grandis grandis
Lineage: Eukaryota; Metazoa; Arthropoda; Insecta; Coleoptera; Curculionidae
Product: cytochrome P450 4V2-like
Exons: 12
Coding region: 261-1760 (499 amino acids)
Molecular function (GO): heme binding; iron ion binding; monooxygenase activity
Source: RefSeq, a predicted model, not a curated record